AUGGCCAGACUAGGACUCAUUCCUUCCUUCCUUCCUUCCUUCCUUCCUUUCUACUCUCCCUCCCUACUCUUCCUUCCUUCCUUCCUUCCUUUUCCCUCUCUCCUCCCUCUUCUUCCUUCCUUCCUUCCUUCCUUCCUUCCUUCCUUCCUUCCUUCCUUCCUUCCUUCCUUCCUUUCUACUCUCCUCCCUACUCUUCCUUCCUUCCUUCCUUCCUUCCUUCCUUCCUUCCUUCCUUUCUACUCUCCCUCCCUACUCUUCCUUCCUUCCUUCCUUCCUUCCUUCCUUCCUUCCUUCCUUCCUUCCUUCCUUCCUUCCUUCCUUCCUUCUAUUUUUCUUUCUCAUUUCAAUUUUGAAACAUGGGAAUUUCGGUGUUGCGAUGAUAAUAUAUUAAAAAAAACAAUUGUAAUAUCUAUCUAUCUAUCUAUCUAUCUAUCUAUCUAUCUAUCUAUCUAUCUGUGUGUAUGA
Acanthosepion pharaonis is the source of this 465-nucleotide messenger RNA. The record is from the annotation of a GenBank genome assembly. NCBI's taxonomy places the organism in Eukaryota, Metazoa, Mollusca, Cephalopoda, Sepiida, Sepiidae.